Oreochromis aureus is the source of this 2461-nucleotide messenger RNA. RefSeq names its product tripartite motif-containing protein 16-like. Gene Ontology annotation, molecular function: zinc ion binding. NCBI's taxonomy places the organism in Eukaryota, Metazoa, Chordata, Actinopteri, Cichliformes, Cichlidae. Bases 453 to 1886 code for a protein of 477 amino acids. The transcript has a single exon. The record is from RefSeq and is a predicted model, not a curated record.
AUGAUUUCAUUAAUACAGCAGGCUAUGCCUGCCUAGAAGCUGGUCAUGUGACAACAGCCAUGGGAAAUUUAUGUUCACUGUUCAUUAAUAUUGUAUUUCUUUGUUCAUGUUUAUUUUGUUUAUUAACUUAAAUAGAAGAAAGUGUUAACAAGCUUAAAAGUUGAGCUGAGCGGUAAAUAAUUAGGGUUAAACACACAGUAUCGCUCUCAAACUGCUCCUCUUCCUGGAAUGAAGCACAGCCUGAUAACCCUCCCUCUUCUUCCUGCUCUUAAACACAGCACCUCCUCUCUGUCCACGUGUUUCCUCGUUCCCUCCCCUUCAGAUUUGCACUUUGUGGUGAAGUGUAAGAGCUGACAUUAUCGGCAGAAACACAUGUUGUUGAGAUCAGCGGUCAGACUAGUUUCACUUCUACAGAACAGAAACUCACACAGUCGCUGACACUGAGCGGAGAAAUGGCACAGAAAAGAGUUCAGCUGGACCGAGAAACCUUCUCUUGUUCCAUCUGUUUGGAUCUACUGAAGGAUCCGGUGACUACAACCUGUGGACACAGCUACUGCAUGAACUGUAUUAAAAGUUUCUGGGAUGAAGAGGACAGGAAGGGAAUCCACAGCUGCCCUCAGUGCAGGAAGACUUUCACACCGAGGCCUGUCCUGGAGAAAAACAUCAUGUUAGCAGCUUUAGUGGAGCAGCUGAAGAAGACUGGACUCCAAGCUGCUCCAGCUGAUCACUGCUAUGCUGGACCUGAAGAUGUGGCCUGUGAUGUCUGCACUGGGAGGAAACUGAAAGCCAUCAAGUCCUGUUUAUCUUGUCCAGCCUCUUACUGUGAGAAACACCUCCAACCUCACUAUGAUGCAGCUCCAUUAAAGAAACACAAGCUGGUGGCCCCCUCCAAGAAGCUCCAGGAGAACAUCUGCUCUCGUCAUGAUGAGGUGAUGAAGAUUUUCUGUCGUACUGAUCAGCAGAGUAUCUGUUAUCUCUGCAAAACAGAUGCACAUAAAGGCCAUGAAACAGUCCCAGCUGCAACAGAAAGGACUGAGAAGCAGAAGGAGCUCGAGGUGAGACGACUAAACAUCCAGCAGAGAAUCCAGGAGCGAGAGAAAGAUGUGAAGCUGCUUCAACAGGAGGUGGAGGCCAUCAAUGGCUCUGCUGAUAAAACAGUGGAGGACAGUAAGAAGAUGUUCACUGAGCUGAUCCGUCUCAUCCAGAAAAGAAGCUCUGAUGUGAAGCAGCAGGUCAGAUCCCAGCAGGAAACUGAAGUGAGUCGAGUCAAAGAGCUUCAGGAGAAGCUGGAGCAGGAGAUCGCUGAGCUGAAGAGGAAAGACGGCGAGCUGGAGCAGCUCUCACACACAGAGGAUCACAACCAGUUUCUACACAACUACCCCUCACUGUCAGCACUCAGUGAGUCUACACACUCAUCCAGCAUCAAUAUUCGUCCUCUGAGGUACUUUGAGGAUGUGACAGCAGCUGUGUCAGAAACUAGAAAUAUACUACAGGACCUUCUGAGAGAGGAAUGGACAAACAUCUCACUGACAGUCACUGAAGUGGAUGUUUUACUGUCACCACCAGAGCCAAAGACCAGAGCUGGAUUCUUAAAAUAUUCACGUGAAAUCACACUGGAUCCAAACACAGCAUACACACAUCUGUUAUUAUCUGAGGGGAACAGAAAAGUAACAUUUAUGGAACAACUACAGUCUUAUUCUGAUCAUCCAGACAGAUUCACUGUAUAUUAUCAGGUCCUGAGUAGAGAGAGUCUGACUGGACGUUGUUACUGGGAGGUGGAGUGGAGAGGGGGAGCAGUUUGGGUAGCAGUCACAUACAAGAAUAUCAUCAGGGCAGGGUGGUCAGAUGAAUGUUUAUUUGGAUACAAUGACAAAUCUUGGACAUGAUAUUGUGGUACAAACAGUUACAAAUUCUUUCACAACAAAGUCCAAACUGUCCUCUCAGGUCCUCGUUCCUCCAGAGUAGGAGUGUACCUGGAUCACAGAGCAGGUAUUCUGUCUUUCUACAGCGUCUCUGAAACCAUGACUCUCCUCCACAGAGUCCAGACCACAUUCACUCAGCCGCUCUAUGCUGGACUUUGGCUUUUAGAUUAUGGAGCCACUGCAGAGUUGAUUAAAGUCAAAUAGAGAAGACAGGGUCAUGUUGAUCCCUGACCAUUAUAUGUACUUGUGUAGUUUCUAAAUGAGGCUUUACAUUUUAGAAGCUGAGCUAAUAUUGCACUGAUUCAAAUUGUACUUACAUUUAUGGGCAUUUUUUAUGAUUAUGUAAUUGUGCUACUAACAAUCAGUUAUUGUAUUUAGAGUAAAAUUAUUUAAAGCCAUUUUUAGAUGAAAGGUUUCUACUUGAUAACUACUUGAACUGCUUUGUUUGAAUUUCAGAAGAUUUGGCAGGAAUUUUCCUUUUAGGCAUUUCAGUUUUACAAUCCAGUCUUUGGAGGAGAACAAAUAAAAUCUAAAAGUGA